Molecule: messenger RNA, 5527 nt
Organism: Sardina pilchardus (European sardine)
Lineage: Eukaryota; Metazoa; Chordata; Actinopteri; Clupeiformes; Clupeidae
Gene: mafk
Product: v-maf avian musculoaponeurotic fibrosarcoma oncogene homolog K
Exons: 3
Coding region: 346-867 (173 amino acids)
Biological process (GO): regulation of transcription by RNA polymerase II
Cellular component (GO): nucleus
Molecular function (GO): RNA polymerase II cis-regulatory region sequence-specific DNA binding; DNA-binding transcription factor activity, RNA polymerase II-specific
Source: RefSeq, a predicted model, not a curated record
CGUGCCUUUUCACAGAUGCACAGCGAGAGGCUCUCUCUUUUUGGCCGAGGCAAUGGUCUCGCGACCGCCGUCUUCCCGCUGUAUACAGAUUGGCCUCCGAAAAAAAAAACGUCAGGGCAAAAAAUAGCCGGCGGAUCUGAAUAGCUAAGCAGAGAGAUCAGACAAAGCCCCGUGGCGAGGCUGACCCGUUUCUAUUAUUGCUUUCUCACAACGGUCUAGUGAACUACUUUGUGAGAGCGCUCCCUCAGCAAGUAAACAAGGGCAGUCCUUGUCUAGCUGGCAUUUUGUAAGCUUUGACUGACCUCUGCUGUCAGUAUUUUUGGAGGACUGUGGCCAGUUGUGUUUAUGCAGGGCAUGACGACUAAUUUUAAAGCCAGCAAAGCUUUAAAGGUAAAGAAGGAGGCGGGUGAGAAUGCGCCGGUGCUUAGCGACGACGAGCUGGUGGCCAUGUCCGUGCGGGAGCUCAACCAGCACCUGCGCGGGCUGACCAAGGACGACGUGGUGCGGCUGAAGCAGCGGCGGCGCACGCUCAAGAACCGCGGCUACGCCGCCAGCUGCCGCAUCAAGCGCGUGACGCAGAAGGAGGAGCUGGAGCGCCAGAAGCAGGACCUGCAGCAGGAGGUGGACAAGCUGGCGCGCGAGAACGCCAGCAUGCGGCUGGAGCUGGACGCGCUGCGCGCCAAGUACGAGGCGCUCCAGUGCUUCGCCCGCACCGUCACCCGCGCCGGGGUGACCGCCGCCGGCGGGGGCGGCAAGAUGCCCGGAGGAGGAAUGGGCGCCGCCGCCACCAGCGUCAUCACCAUCAUCAAGUCGACCAACAACCACGGCAGCCCGCCGCCCGCCACUCCCUUCUCUGCGCCGUCCUAGUGGCCGGACAGGGGUGGGGUGGCACAGGUGGAGGACGUAGCACGCGUUCUUCAUCUGGUCGCCUGACUACCAGUUCUGAACCCAAAAUGACCGGACUGUGGCUCGGGCCUGACCCCCCACCCGUGCUGAGGAGGUCGCUCAGUAACAGGACUGCAGGGUGGGCGGGAGGUACUGUGGCCAUGCCUCUGUGUGAUUUACCUUAAGGCUGCAUACACUUCUCUGUGUGUCUCUCUCCCUCUCUCUCCCUCUCUCUCUCUCUCUCUCUCUCUCUCUCUCUCUCUCUCUCUCUCUCUCUCUCUCUGUCUCUCUCUCUCAUUUUACAUUAUCUGUGCACUGUGCUAUGAAUCCCCAGCCCCUUCAGGUUCCCAGCACCGGCAGGACACUCUAGUCCCUAAUCGGCGACCCUUUCCCCAAACUGAGACUUAGCAGAGUUGAGCACUUGUCCAAGUGUGAGUGAGUACUUGAGACCCAUAUGACCUACCAUGGCAGCACUGCUACAGUAUAUGACCGCUCUGAUACCUGUUUGCUUUUAUUUGCAUGUUCAUCAGAGAGAAUAUAUACAUAUAUAUAUAUAUAUAUAUAUGUAUUAAUAAUUGUUUCAUAUAAUAUAUUCUGUAUUAUAGUUUCAACCAUUUUGAGUCUCAGACUGAGAGCCUGAUUGAAUGACCCUGUGUUUUGAAACACAGAUAAAUGUUUUCCGUAGACUUCCUAAGACAGUCUUUUUUGUCUUCAGGAUUCAAGUAUCUUGUGAAAGUACUUUAAGUCAUUUGUGAAGUCUUCAUCAACCAUUUGCUCUCUCAAAGCCGCUAUUUGUUUAAGAUGGACACAAUGCAAGGCCAGUAAAUACGAUUCAAAAGACCAAGGACAGAUUAUGUCAUGAAAGAAGCACAAUUCAUUCAGAGUAAGACUCUAUAUGUAAUUUUUGUACAAGAGUAAGACUCUUCAUGUAAUUGUUUUAUCAUACAAUCCUAACAGUACCCUUUCAGACUUCAAACACCAAGCACCUACUACAGAUGUUUGAAUGGCACUUAUCACUACUGUUUUAUUGCAGUACCAAAAGUAUGGAAGCACUUCACUUGCAAUGCAGGAAAGAAUAGCAUCUGUCUGAGCAUACGUUAGAAACAGCAUACAACUUUUUUACGACUUUCUCCCUAAUUUCAAGUUUAGUCAGUGGAGACGAUUGCCAGGCACAUUUUUUAUAUAGACUAAUUAUCUUAAAAAGAUAAGCACUUCCUUUUUAUAUGUCCAUGUAUUCUCUCCAAACUCUCGAUCAAUGCCAUAUGUCAUGGUAGGUAAUCCAUAUUGGAUAAAGCGAUGAGGGGAGCAGUCUUGAUAAAGCAAUGCAAUUUUAAAUCAUGAGCUGUAUAUUACAGAUUUGAAAUUAUUGCCUCAAUAUUCUUAACUUCGUUGUUAAAACACAGCGAGGCGCAAAAUAGAUGCUCCCAGCUGCAACUGUUUCCACUUCACACAGAGAAUUCCGUCCAAUCAGAAAGCAUUCCUACUGCUAGGUCAUCACCCAGUGCUGCUGCCGGUGUUGGAUACCCUCCUACAAUACCUUGUGUGUAUUUAAAGCAAUUCUUUUGAUAUCUAUGACACAGACUCUUGGGUAAGGACAAUCCUGACAUGGAAAUCAAAUGCACAGAUUCGUUUUUCUAUAUAUUUUUUUGGUUGUUGAUGAGAUUGGCUUCCAGGCGGUCGACCUUGGCUUCAAGGUUGUUGACCCAGUUUAACUUCAAAGCAAAAAUUGCGAUAUCAAAUCCAAAUGUAGGUCAGUCACACUCUGUAAACGAAGAGGCCAGGAGUUUUGCUAGACAGGAAUUCAGCCCAGUCUUGGAUAACUGAAUGGCUGUGUCUUUCAAAGUCAAGUCUAAUUCUGUUCUAAGAUUUAAUGUCUGUCUAGAGAAGGGGCUUUCUUGGCCUUUUAACUGCAAAAAAUCCUCACAAUUGGCCUUAAUAUCAUCUACUCAUUUCAUUCCAUUUCAUUUGACCUGCGUGUGCUUCUAUUUCUACUUUCUUAGUCCAACUGCAAAGUCAUUGUGCAUUGUGCAAACGUUAUCUCUUUCCAUCCGAAGUUGUUGUUGGGCUUCUCUCUUACCCAAGUGGCCAUGACUGUUCCGGUUCCCUCUGGCAAGACGUUUAUUUUUUUCUCUUUGCUGUAGAGAGCACCAGAGGGAACCUUGCUGCUGAGUGGUCCUCUGUUGUCUGUCCAUGACAGAUGGACUCACCGCCAUGCUCUUACCAUACUCAUUUUAUAUUCCCAUGGGAUGUUUGUUUUGUUUGUGUCUUUGUUUUGUAUGUGCUCUGUAUUCCCAAAUGUAAUUUAGUUUUGUUUGUUGUUGUUAUUUUUUUGUUUAGUUUCCAUGUCGGUUGCCUCCUUUAUAUUAUUGUUUUUAAUUUCUAUGUAUUUUGUAAAUAUAUAUACAAUAUAUUAUAUAUUAUUAUAGUAUAUAUAUAUAUUGUAUGUAUAUGUAUAUGUAUAUAUUUAUAUAUUUCUAGGGCAUCAAAUACUUUGGGGAAUGGUGUGUCCUUGUAAUCGUCUCCAUCAUAAUUCAGCCGGCUUAUCUCCGCAGUUUACUUCUGUCCCCAGUGGAACACAGCAAGUCUAUCUGCAGAGUGUUUAACUGCAUUUUAGCCAUUACAUAUGAACAUGAUGGCCGUACAGAAGUUCCCCUUUGUGCACGCUAAUCAAACUUUCAGUGUUUACAGUGAAUAGAGGCACAUGGCUUCUGGAGUAGAUGCUUAUCUAGUUGUGAAUGGUUUCUCUAUGUGAGCUGUUAUGCUUUCAGUAUUUAUCAAGACGGGCACUCCUCAAAGCUUUGUCGUGAUAGAAGCAUUAUUUGAGAAGCGAAGAAGAGAAUUCUUAUUUGUUACUCUUCACUCCAAUUCUCAUAGCACACAAAGCUUUUAGUGAGCACCACCAGAUCAGUGAUUGUUGUAUUGCAUUGAUGAGGUUGCAUUAACUGGUAGCUGACAUUUCAAACUCUCUGUUUGCUGAGUCUGACCUUCAACUGGUGUCAUGAUUCCUUGUUCACACAUUGAUUGUGUUUUCCCAAGUUAUGAAACGGGGAUCAACAUGUGAUCCAGUCAGAAACGCACGCCAAAUCAUCAUGACCUUGCCUGUGAAUUUGACUCAUUCUUUCUGUGAUCACCAACAGGUGAUGAAUCAUGUGUUUCCUGUGAACAGGGAACGCCAUGAAUCAGUAUGAUCACAUGCUCUUAGAUGAUCACACCACCAGUGAUCAGUCACACAGGACUUUAAAGCUACAAAUAUUCCAAUACAAAACGGUCUGAAACUUUACUGACACCUGCUGGUUGUGUUAAAAUAUGCUGUGAACAAGUGGUUUGAUGUCAGUAUGGUCAAGCAAACCCACUGUAUUUUUAGUCUUUUAUCUUAUUUUAUUUUUCUCCUUACUUCAGCACCCACCAAAGCCAUAUAUGUCUCUUCCAUGUGCACCCCUUGAUAUGUUGUACAAUGUGAACACGCUUUCCAAAACAGACAAAUGACAGAAUACACACCAUAUUAUGUUUCAUUAUGUCCAUGUUCAGCUCAGAUCCAAUACCUAUAGUGCUUUCACCUAACAGGAUGUUUCCCCGGUCUCCUGUCCUCGCCUUAAGCCAGUGACCGAAGCACAGAAAAUGGCUUCUUAACAAUAUGAAUCACGAGAUGGGGCAACAGCUGUGAAUGCAGAAUUUUUUAUUUUUCAUUUCAUUUUUUUGCAGAGGAGCAUUGUAAUGUGUACAGCUCCACUGGACAAAAUGUGUAGACUGAUUGUGUUCAAUUCACUGCGUUGAAAAUGUUUUGUCUCUUCUCAUGCCUACUUUCUGACACAGUUGAUAGUAAAAGAUGCUAUCUAAAUGAUGGGGGUACUUUUUGGUCUUUAUCUUCAAUGUAUGCUGUAUGUGGCCAUCUUGGCUGAAUAGGUUAAAUUAUUCUAUAUUUUACAUGUGAGAAUAUUAUAUCUGUUGAAAGUAUAUAUUAUAUAUGUGCUCUGUCAGUCUUUAAAGCUAUGUACCAUGAACGCACAUAGGAAUUUUUAACCCGUGUCUAAAUACAUUUGCCUAUAAAAUCAUAGAGAAGCUCCAUGACAUAUAAAGUAUGCUGCUCCAAAUUAUUACUUUGUAUACAUUACAGACUACAAUUGAACUGCAAUGUGGAGGAUGUUUUGUAAUUAAUAGUAGUGCCUAUAAGCAUUGAGUUUGUGAUCGUUCUAGUACUGUAUAAAUGGGACAUUCUGGUUGGGCUCUAAAAACCUUAUUUUUAAUGGACAACCACAAUAAUUUGUGUAGUUUUAGAUAGCCAUCAGAAGGUAUAAUUGUUUUUGAUCAGAUUUAUUUUAAAUAACUGUAAAUACAGACAACUCAAGAGGCAGCAAACCUUUGGUCAACACACCUUCUUGUGAUUUACUUCAUUAAUCUGUAUGUAUUUUAUUUGAACUUUUGAUAUUUAUUUUUGCUGAUUUAUUUUUGUUUUACUUUCAACCUCUAAAUUAUUUUAUUUACAUCCAUUUAUUUACAUAGUUUGUCGAUGAACUACCCUCAUGUACAAAUGAAAUCGAUCUCUUCUCCAUUCUGGCUGAAUAGAAAGGAGGUAAAUUAUUCCUGUAAAUAGUCUGCUGUGUCUGUUUUGUACUUUUAAAUAAAGCUUUUUUCCUCUUUCUCA